Saccoglossus kowalevskii is the source of this 921-nucleotide messenger RNA. RefSeq lists its product as uncharacterized. Lineage: Eukaryota; Metazoa; Hemichordata; Enteropneusta; Harrimaniidae. The record is from RefSeq and is a predicted model, not a curated record.
CAGGAUGUACUGGUACCUAAAUACGUAGUAAAAGACUAGACUAAGACUAGAAUUAGAACUCUGCCUGGGAGAUAGGGUGGAAGAAUGACAUCUUGUAGUUCUGCUAAAAAGGUCGUGCUGUGGACUGCUCCGCGAAGUGGUUCGACGGCGUUUGAGCGGUCAAUACGCACAUUAGAAGGAGUGAGAGUAUUCUUCGAGUAUUAUACAGAAGCCUAUUACUGCGGAAAAGAUAGCAUCAGUGAACGAUACAAAGGCAAACCUCCAGUUGAGGGCCGUACAUUCAAGGAAGUGCGAGACACAUUAGAGGGAACUUUUCCAGAAUUCGGCGGCGUAUUUUUAAAAGACCAGGCUUACUGCAUCACGGACAAUAUACAGUUCCUCCCUGUAGGAUACCGUCACACUUUCUUGAUACGCAAUCCGUGCAAUUCGGUAAGAUCGCUGUAUAAGCUGACAGUAAAUGGCACGGUGCCUGAAUGGUCAACUUUUUGUGCCGAAGAAGUAGGAUUUCGUCAAAUGUGGGAAUUGUACGUUCAUAUUAAAGAUAAACUUGGUCAACAGCCAGUAGUGGUAGACUAUGAUGAUUUAUUGAAUAACCCGCCAGCAGUGAUGCAGCGGUACUGUCACGAGGUAUGCUUUGAAUAUACAGACAGUAUGCUACACUGGGAGGCUGGUCCAAUCGAAGGUUGGGGCGACUGGGAGAAGGAGUGGUUUGCUACUCUCAUUACCUCAACUGGCUUUAUCAAAACAACGAAAGACGCCAAUGCAGCUAGAGAUAUGGAUAAUCUACCCAUGGAAGUAACAAAAGCGAUUGACGAGGCAUGCAUUUUCUAUCAAAAACUAUAUAACUGUCGAAUUGAAGUUUAAAAUCUACCUUGUUUAGUGACGGCGGUGGUCGAAUUUCAAUCCAGUCCCUAAGCUGUC